Penicillium bovifimosum is the source of this 522-nucleotide messenger RNA. RefSeq names its product Zn(II)2Cys6 transcription factor domain-containing protein. Gene Ontology annotation, molecular function: zinc ion binding; DNA-binding transcription factor activity, RNA polymerase II-specific. The coding region runs from base 1 to 522 and encodes 173 amino acids. Gene Ontology annotation, biological process: regulation of DNA-templated transcription. NCBI's taxonomy places the organism in Eukaryota, Fungi, Ascomycota, Eurotiomycetes, Eurotiales, Aspergillaceae. The transcript has 2 exons. The record is from RefSeq and is a predicted model, not a curated record.
AUGAAUGAACAGAUAAAUCGAGGCUAUAGGCCUCUGGCGCCGUGCACCAGACUGCUUGGAGGGGACGAGGGAGCUAGGAGCCCCGCUGCUGCGCCAGAAGAGAAACGCACGAGACGAGCUUCGACAGCUUGUACGGAAUGUCAAAGACGGCGAACUAGGUGUACCGGCCCUCCUUAUUGCACCGAAUGUUCAACACACGCUCGCGAGUGUAUCUUUGAUGAAGCCGCCGAUAGACGCCGAAAGACCUCAGCAAAAAGGACCAAAGAACAAUUGGAGCAUUACCGGUCAUUUGUGGACGACCUCCUGGGACUCAUCCGAGACCGCGACGGACCAACUGUGCAAUCCAUUGUCAACAUGAUUCGAUCGGGAGCAGAUCCAGGCGCAAUCCGUGAUCUCCUCACCCGUAUUCUGGAAGACGGGACUGGUCUCCCUAGCUCUAGCAAUGCAGUCCCACAACCUGUGAACCUCGACAUCGAUGGGAAUACCAACAUGGGCAACUACUUCAACCCCCAACCUCGUUGA